AUGUCUUCUGAUACUAUCUCCAGCAAGAUAUUAACUGAUGACUAUUGCAAAUGGCAUGCUAAUUUAGUUGAUUUACCAAGUUCUCAGACAGAUAAAAUUUGUUCUAGAUUAUAUAAAGCAUAUAUGGAAGAGAUUGAACUCAAUCCUUGGAUAAAUUCAUUGAAAACUCAGAUAAGGAUACCGCAAAUGAAUGUUCUACCUAUAUCACCUAAACGACAAUUUCCAAUUUCUGUUCUACCAAACAAUCCUGAAGAAAGACAACAACAU
Ambispora gerdemannii is the source of this 267-nucleotide messenger RNA. NCBI's taxonomy places the organism in Eukaryota, Fungi, Glomeromycota, Glomeromycetes, Archaeosporales, Ambisporaceae. The record is from the annotation of a GenBank genome assembly.